AUGAUUGAAUUGACAUUAAAAGUUUUAAUAUUGGCAAUAUCUUUGUCGACCUUGACACUUGGCGCCAAAACUGAUUUCGAUCAGGAAGAAGAAAAAGCUGCCAAUUUUUUAGAGUUAAUAGAACAGCCCAAUAUAGAUUGGUAUAAUCGUAUAGGACUAGCCAAUUGGGAUUAUAACACUAAUAUAACGAAAGAAAAUGCAGAGAAAAAGAAAAAAGUAAAUGCAGAAUAUGCUUUAUAUAGAAAGCUCCAACUUGCAGAAGCUUCAAAAUUCAAUUGGAGGCAAUUUAAAGAUGAAGAUCUUAAAAGACAGUUCAAGCUUCAUCUUAAAUUAGGAGAUAGUAUUUUAAAUGAACAUAAAUAUCGUCGACUGCAAGAUAUUCAAAAUGAAAUGAAAACAAAUUAUGCAACUGCAAAGAUAUGCGAUUAUAAGAAUAGAAAAAAGUGCGAUUUGGAAUUGGAUUCAGAUGUGAACGAAAUCUUUGCAAAAAGUAGAAAUGCAAAAGAAUUACAGUACGUUUGGGAACAAUGGAGAAACGUGGCCGGAGCUCCAAUUCGAAAAUUAUAUUCAGAGUAUGUUGAAUUGAAAAACGAAGCAGCUCGACUUAAUAAUUACACCGACGUUGCCGAAAUGUGGCUAUCAGAAUACGACACUAAGGAUUUCGAAGAUGAGCUUUCCAGUAUAUUAAGGGAAUUGAAACCUUUAUACAACCAACUUCACGCUUAUGUUCGAUAUAAGUUAAGAAGACAUUAUUCUGUAGAAGUGGUAUCAGAACGAGGCCCAAUUCCGGCUCAUUUGCUAGGCAACAAUUGGGCGCAAAAAUGGUCUCAAAUUGAAGAUAUUGUUAAACCGUAUCCGGACGCAAAUGGGGCAGAUAUAACACCGAAAUUAUUAGCACAAAACUAUACACCACGAAAAUUGUUUGAAUUGGCAAAUGACUUCUUUAAGUCAAUAAACUUGACGGGUGUGCCGGAUUCCUUCUGGGAGAAAUCUAUGUUGAAAAAACCAAAUGAUGGGCGCAAAGUUGUUUGUCAUGCAAGUGCCAUGGAUUUAGCAAAAGACUCGGAUGUUAGGAUAAAGAUGUGCACUCAAAUCAAUGCAAAAAAUUAUCAAACCGUCCAUCACGAAAUGGGUCAUAUUCAAUAUUAUCUCCAAUACAAUCAUUUACCUUUAAUUUACAGACGAGGAGCGAAUCCAGGUUACAAUUUCUUGUUAUAUGGUCUAAAUAUACUGAAUCACAGAAUUCAAUAUGCAUUAAUUUAG
Messenger RNA from Ctenocephalides felis (cat flea), 1263 nucleotides. RefSeq names its product angiotensin-converting enzyme-like. The record is from RefSeq and is a predicted model, not a curated record. NCBI's taxonomy places the organism in Eukaryota, Metazoa, Arthropoda, Insecta, Siphonaptera, Pulicidae. Gene Ontology annotation, molecular function: peptidyl-dipeptidase activity; metallopeptidase activity. The transcript has 7 exons. The coding region runs from base 1 to 1263 and encodes 420 amino acids. Gene Ontology annotation, cellular component: plasma membrane. Gene Ontology annotation, biological process: proteolysis.